Molecule: messenger RNA, 934 nt
Organism: Molossus molossus (Pallas's mastiff bat)
Lineage: Eukaryota; Metazoa; Chordata; Mammalia; Chiroptera; Molossidae
Gene: ZNF428
Product: zinc finger protein 428
Exons: 3
Coding region: 200-781 (193 amino acids)
Source: RefSeq, a predicted model, not a curated record
GAGCCCGGGCGUGCAGCCGCCGCAGCCGCCUCUGCCGCUGCCGCUGAGCCGGAGCGGGGGCCGCCCUCGCCGCAUCCCUCUACCUGCUAACAUCCUGCAUUAGAGAACUUGUGGCCAAGGUAUAGCUGUGGAGAGCUGGCCAGGGAGGGACGCUGCCUAGCUGCUGCUCUGCUCCUGUCUCCUGUCCCCUCCUCUGGCCAUGACAGAGACUCGUGAGCCAGCUGAAACUGGGGGCUACGCCAGCUUGGAAGAAGAUGAGGAGGACCUCUCUCCAGGCCCUGAGCAUUCCUCUGACUCCGAAUACACACUCUCAGAGCCAGACUCCGAAGAGGAAGAAGAUGAGGAGGAGGAGGAAGAGGAGACCACUGAUGACCCUGAAUAUGACCCUGGCUACAAGGUGAAGCAGCGCCUGGGUGGGGGCCGGGGUGGCCCAUCCCGCCGGGCCCCCCGUGCAGCACAGCCCCCGGGCCCCCCAGCCCAGCCCUGCCAGCUCUGUGGCCGCUCACCCCUUGGGGAGGCCCCACCAGGCACCCCACCCUGCCGGCUCUGCUGUCCCGCUACAGCCCCCCAGGAAGCGCCAGCCCCUGAAGGCAGGGUGCUUGGGGAGGAAGAGGAAGAGCCACCUCAGGCUGGGGAGGGCCAGCCCACUGGGAGGGAGGAGGACGAGGACGAGGAGGAGGAUGAGGAGGGCACCUACCACUGCACGGAAUGCGAGGAUUCUUUCGACAACCUCGGGGAGCUGCAUGGGCACUUCAUGCUGCAUGCCCGGGGUGAGGUGUAGGCAUAGCCCCACACCCAGGGAGCUUGGCAGAAAGGGUGGGGGGGAGGGGACUGAAGAAAUUGGGUGGUUGAAAUGGUCUGGGGGGAUGUGGUACUGCCUAUCUGUGUUGUCUUAGCAGUAUGUGUGAAGGCCAGAAUAAAAGCCAAAUUCUGU